This is a messenger RNA of Octodon degus (degu), 2000 nucleotides long. It is a transcript of the gene P4htm, whose product is annotated as prolyl 4-hydroxylase, transmembrane. Gene Ontology annotation, molecular function: L-ascorbic acid binding; calcium ion binding; procollagen-proline 4-dioxygenase activity. NCBI's taxonomy places the organism in Eukaryota, Metazoa, Chordata, Mammalia, Rodentia, Octodontidae. The record is from RefSeq and is a predicted model, not a curated record. Bases 293 to 1798 code for a protein of 501 amino acids. Gene Ontology annotation, biological process: peptidyl-proline hydroxylation to 4-hydroxy-L-proline. Gene Ontology annotation, cellular component: endoplasmic reticulum. The transcript has 9 exons.
GUGCUGCUGGUAGGAGGCGAGGGGCAUCUCAGCCCGGACAGCAGCUACCACCGGGGCUGCUGGCUGCCCUUUUGGUACUGUCUUGUCUGGGUCUCUAUGUAGGGGCGGCUUCUGCCUAGACAAGAGGAUAGCUCCCCCUGCCACCGGGCUCCGGAAGAAGUUCCAGCAGGCGGGUCCCAGGCGCUGGCUGGGAGCCGGCCUCCGGCCUCGCGGUGCGCGUCCCGGACAGUCCCAGCGACUGCGCAGCGCAAGCCCCGCGGCCCCUCCCCCGGGCGCGCGCGACCUGGGCGCCAUGGCGGCGGCGGCCACUGUCCCACGGCCUGGAGCCGGGGAGGCCGUGGAGGCCGUGAGUCUGCAGUGGGCGCCUCCUGAACCCCGCGAGGUCGCGGUUGGGACCAGGCCAGGUGACAAAGAGGACUCGAGGGUGCGGCCUCUGUGCAAGCCCCGCGGCAUCUGCUCGCGCGCCUACUUCCUGGUGUUGAUGGUGUUCGUGCACCUGUACCUGGGCAAUGUGCUUGCGCUGCUGCUAUUCGUGCACUACAGCAACGGCGACGAGAGCACCGAGCCCGGACCCCCGCACAGACCCCCUGGCCCUCUGACGGCUCCAACCUUGGGCCCCCUCACCCGGCUGGAAGGCAUCAAGGUGGGGUACGAGCGCAAAGUACAGCUGGUCACCGGCACGGAGCACAUCAUUCGAACCCUCAGCCUCAAGCCGCUGCUCUUUGAAAUCCCUGGCUUCCUGAGUGAUGAGGAGUGUCGGCUCAUCAUCCACCUGGCACAGAUGAAAGGGUUACAGCGCAGCCAGAUCCUGCCCACCGAAGAGUACGAAGAAGCCAUGAGCGCUGUGCAGGUCAGCCAGCUGGACCUCUUCCGGCUGUUGGACCAGAACCAUGAUGGGCUCCUGCAACUCCGUGAGGUCCUGGCCCAGACUCGUCUGGGAAAUGGACGGUGGAUGACUCCGGAGAACAUUCAGGAGAUGUACUCUGCGAUCAAGGCAGACCCCAAUGGUGAUGGAGUGCUGAGUCUGCAGGAGUUCUCCAACAUGGAUCUUCGCGACUUCCACAUGUAUAUGAGGAGCCACAAGGCGGAGUCCAGCGAGCUGGUGCGGAAUAGCCACCACACAUGGCUCUACCAGGGGGAGGGUGCCCACCAUGUCAUGCGUGCCAUCCGCCAGAGAGUGCUGCGCCUCACUCGCCUGUCACCUGAGAUUGUGGAGUUCAGCGAGCCGCUGCAGGUUGUGCGAUAUGGUGAGGGAGGCCACUACCAUGCUCAUGUGGACAGUGGACCUGUGUACCCAGAGACCAUCUGCUCCCAUACCAAGCUGGUAGCCAACGAGUCUGUACCCUUCGAGACCUCCUGUCGCUACAUGACAGUGCUGUUUUAUUUGAACAAUGUCACCGGUGGGGGCGAGACUGUCUUUCCUGUAGCAGAUAACAGGACCUAUGAUGAAAUGAGUCUGAUUCAGGAUGAUGUUGACCUCCGUGACACACGGAGGCACUGUGACAAAGGGAACCUGCUUGUCAAGCCUCGACAAGGCACAGCAGUCUUCUGGUACAACUACCUGCCAGAUGGGCAAGGCUGGGUGGGCGACGUGGAUGAUUACUCGUUGCACGGGGGGUGCCUGGUCACACGUGGCACCAAAUGGAUUGCCAACAACUGGAUCAACGUGGAUCCCAGCCAGGCACGACAAGCCCUGUUUCAACAGGAGAUGGCACGCCUGUCCCGCGAAGGUGGUACAGACUCACAGCCCGAAUGGGCCCUGGACCGAGCCUACCGAAAUGCACGCGUGGAGCUCUGAAGGGAGGGUCAGCCCCAAACCAUGGCUGGGCUGCCACCCCCAGGGCCGGGUCCCGGGUGUCCCCUGUCCAGCUCUAAAGUCCUGGCGGAUGUCUUGCCCCACGCCUGCCUCUAGCCUUGAUUUUGACACAGUUCCUGUGUUCCUGUUAUUUAUUAUGUAUGGACCCCAUGCUGCUUGGUUCAAUAAACCCAUGUGGCUUCCA